AUGUCAACUGAACUCUCAGUGGCCUACACCUUGAGAAAACAUGAAUCUGAAGUUACUGCGUCAAAAAUCGUAGCUCAAAAAGGUUAUUUCCCAGUAUUGAUAUCUGGAGAUCGUGAUGGGUUAGUGUUGGUCUGGGACCUCAUCACACGCCGGUCUAUUUCAACUUACAGAUUAGAAUCAAAAGCUCAGAUCAGCAGUAUCAAUUUCGUUGAUCAAUACGUGACUGUGCUCUCGAAAGAUCACUGUCUUCGAUUCUUUCGCUUGCGAAAUGAGUGCAGUACCGUGUCGCCCACGACUAGGAAAGGAACUACAAGUGGCAAUUCCUGCAACCUGAAAGAAGUUUAUUCCAUACCAGUGAACACCCUCAACUUCGCAAAUGUGGCUAUCCAGGUACUAUCAGAGAACAAAUACAGGCUCUGGUGCUGCAACGCGGAGAAUUCAGAAUGUUUUGACGUCUACACCUUCGAUUUGAGAGACCAGCAAUCUCUCAAGCGUGAGUUCAAGGCUGUUAAUCUGUAUAGCAAUCUGACUGAUGCAAGCAACUGGAAUCGGAGCUUUACCUUGGAUAAAACGGGCAUUGCGAUGUGCUUUCUAGAGCUUGCUGGAUUGGUCUAUAUUGGAUUUGAGUGUGGAUUUGUAGUGGGACUACGAUUUGUUGAACACAAGGAUGCUUCCAGACCAUCACUGGAAAUUGUCUACGCUUCUUCCGUGCACUACCCAGAACCAGUUUUAUCACUGUGUGCCAGUUGUGAUGGUCAAACCGCAUAUAGUUCAUCAACGACUAGCACUGUUGGAAGACAUAUCGUCCCUGAGACUGGCAAUUGUGAUAUUGAUGACGGCUGCAAUACGCAAACUAAUGGCAUCAGAUAUAGAAAGGGCUUUGCGCUAUGUAAUUCGAGCUUGGAUCUCGAAACUAAUGAGAUCGCUCACAUAGAAAGCGUGGGACACUCUCUGGUGGCAUUAAACUGGAAAGGACAGACUGUGGUAGCGAAUAAAGACGAAACUCAUGUUGUUGGUUCCAAGCUGCGAAGCAAUCUAUUAGUGGAUGACUCAAAUGUCGGCAGUUUCUCUGCAGAUAAAAAGCCCAAAAACUGGAUUAAAGCCAGCAGCGUAGCUUGCUUGGGCAAGCAAGUUAUCACGGAAGACCAGUUUUCAAGCGUUGGUCAUAGAAGACGAGCAACUCAAGUCGCUAUUCGCAAUUGGACCUUUACUGGGUAUGAAGACGGUUCUAUUGUUAUGCAAGCAUUUGCUCUAUGA
Messenger RNA from Lachancea meyersii CBS 8951, 1257 nucleotides. The record is from the annotation of a GenBank genome assembly. NCBI's taxonomy places the organism in Eukaryota, Fungi, Ascomycota, Saccharomycetes, Saccharomycetales, Saccharomycetaceae.